AUGCAUUCAGCAUACGAGCUCGCGUAUGCCACAGCGUGCACGUUUGCAGCGACGUCAGGAAACUCGACCAAGGUAUGUCCGCAGGAUCCUCAAGGAUGGAGACUUGGGGCGCCGACAGUGCUGGCACUGGACGAUGUGUCAUUUGCUCGGCCUGUGAGCAUAGGCGAUGUGGUGAAGUUUAGAGCGGACGUGGUGUAUACUGGUUCAAACGAAAGCAUCCUGAUGGGAAACCAGCAUCCUGGCUUGUCCUGCAUAUUUCAGGUGCGAGUUGAGACUCGUAUCGUUGAUCUCAAAACAGGAAAUGACGCUCUAUCAAACGAAUUCCAUUUCACCUUUCUCAACCGAGACCCCGAGUCAAGCCACGUCAUGCAGCUGAAACCUAUCCCUGUCAAGCCGAUCGAGCCCCUCUCCUAUGGUGAAGGAAUGAUGUGGUUAGAUGGACGCAGGAGAAUGUUGGAAGCGUUGGAAGUUGUGCGAGAGAACAAGGGCUUCGCCUACCCUGUUAUCCAGGACUUGACAACAGAAUGA
Guillardia theta CCMP2712 is the source of this 528-nucleotide messenger RNA. RefSeq lists its product as hypothetical. Bases 1 to 528 code for a protein of 175 amino acids. Gene Ontology annotation, molecular function: fatty acyl-CoA hydrolase activity. The record is from RefSeq and is a predicted model, not a curated record. Gene Ontology annotation, biological process: acyl-CoA metabolic process. The transcript is spliced from 7 exons. Gene Ontology annotation, cellular component: mitochondrion. NCBI's taxonomy places the organism in Eukaryota, Cryptophyceae, Pyrenomonadales, Geminigeraceae.